AUGGAAUUAGACAGAAUUUCAUAUACUAAUAACUUAAAAGAGAAAUCUAUUAAGCAAAUUUUAAGAGAGCUUAUAUAUUUACAGUGGGAUAAUGCGCGACAAAUAUUAAGUCAUAAACAAUUGAGUAACUAUAAUAAAUAUAUAAAACUAUCAUUAGAUAAGUCUUGGCAAAUAAUUCUUAGUAAUAAGAUAAAAGCGCAAUUUUUGGAAUUAUCCAAAUUUAUUGAUAAGAUAGAUUCUUAUUUAGUUAAUUAUACUAUUAAAAGUCAGUGGUGGAAUUUUUUUGCCGCCCAGGGAUUUGCAUGUAAAACAUCAUUAAUUGAGGAAAAUAUGUCCCCCUACAUCCCAUUGUAUAUACUUUUUCAGAUAUUAUUUUGUAAAUUGAAUAGCUUGAAAUAUAAUAAUGAUAUAUUGGAUAUUACCUCAGUAAUUUAUUUAUUGUGUGAAAUAUGUAACACAAAUAUAGGACAUUUGCUAAAUUUAGAUUCAGUAUUGUAUAAUUUUGGUUUGGAAUAUUCAUAUAAAUUUCAUGAUGAAAUAAGAAUAUUACUUAAUUCUGAUUUAUUAUUAAAGAGUGAUCUAAGAAAACUUCUUCCAUACUUUUCAUCCAUUAUUAUAAAAGACGAAUAUAUUAAUAAAUCAUAUAAGGAUUUAUGGAACAAUAUAUUAAAAGAUUUAAGUCUUUUUAUGAAUAAUUUGAGAGGGAAAUUUCGAAAUAGAGAGAUUCCUGAUGAUAGUUAUUUAGUUGAAUCAAAAAUAAUAGGGAUAAAUAGAAUGAUGAAUAUUGAGAAGGAAACAAAAUUAAUUGCAGAAUUAGCUUUUGAUAUAAAAGAUGAAGAUAAGACAUUUAUAGAUAAAGAAAUAAGUAAUAAAGAUAUUAUGAUGGCAUCAUUUAUGGGAAUUAAAGAUAAUAAUAACUCAGAAAUUAUAUCAUUAGAACAAGAAUAUAAAUCUAAAAUAAUAAUAAAUAGAAAAAAUAGUGAUAUAUUGGAAUAUAAGGAUAAGUCAAAUUUAUAUAAAGAAAUAAAUUUAAUAAAUAAAAGUAAUAAAUAUAUUAAUGAGAUAGGAGUAAAAGAAAUAGAAGUAAAACCUUCAAAUCCUUUUGAAAAUUUAGAAUUAUAUGAAGACAAUAAGAAUAAGAUAAUAUUACCUACAUUAUUACAAUAUAUAUCAAAAAGAAAAUAUAUAAGAUACAAUACUAGUAAGAUAGGAAUACUUUGGGAUCAACAAUUUAUUAAUUCAAAAAAGAAUGAUAAUAAACUUUUUAAUUUAUCUUUAACUAAUGUAUUUACAACACAAAGAUGUAUUAAUUUGACCUCAAUAUUACCAUCAGAAUAUUCUAUAGAAUCAAUAAAAUAUAAAUGGGUAUCUAUAGAAUCUAUUAAAAGAUUAUUUCAAGGAUUACCUUCUAUUGAGUUUUCUUUACCUGAAAAGAUUAUUAAUAAAAGUAUAGAUAAUAAUAUAUAUAAAAAAGAUAUAUAUGAAGAUGAUAUGAUUUAUAUAUGUGAUAAUUAUAUAUAUAUAUCUAAAUAUAUAUGCCCUUGGUUUCAAUAUAAUGGAAAAGGACUACAGUUUAUUCAAAGAAAUGAGAUUUUUAAUUUAGAAGAUAAAUUACAAGAUUUUGAUAGUCUAACAUUAUUAUCUAAUACUAUGAUUACUGAAAUGUGUAUACUUGGAACUAAUAUUUAUUAUUUAAGACAUUUUGUUGAGAUAUUAAAAUAUAUAACUGAACAAAAUAUAAAUAUUAAUAAUUUAGCUUUGAAUUUGAUUAAUUUAUCUACAAAUACUAUAGUAGAUCCAACAUUAAAAUAUUUAAAGAAUUCAUUACAACAAUUACUUGAAAUAUAUGAAAAUGAUAUAAAUAUAUUAUUUUCUAAAAUAAAAUAUGAAGAUUUAAAUAAUAUAAAAUCAGAAAAUAAUAGAUUUAUAUCAUCUACAAAUAUUAAUGUAUUAUUAAAUUUAUUUAAUCCUUGUAUGAUAUUAUUAACUAAAAUACUUGCAUUAAAUAAUAAUAAUUCAUUUACAAGCAAUUUAUUACAAGAUGAAAAAUAUUUUAAAUAUAAUAAGAUGAAUUUUUGGAGAUUUCCUCAAGGAUUUACUUUAGUUAGUUAUUUAUUUACUUGUUUAUGGCAAAUACAAAUAAGUUAUACAUGGAUGUCAAAUAAAGAUAUUUUAAUUAAAGAUAUAUCAAAUAAUAAUAAGUAUCAAAUAAAUAAUAUAUUAUAUAAUAUAUUUAAAGAUGUAUAUGAAAGUUAUUUUAGUUACCAAGAAUAUCUUUUAAAGAAUAAUAAAAUUACAAAUAUAAAUAAUAUAAGAAUAUCUGGAUUUUAUAAUCCAUUAAUUAUAAUACAAAAUAGAAUAAAAUUUCUUAUAAGAAAUUCUCAGAUAUUUGAUAAUCAAUUAUUAUAUGAUUUUAAUAAAGAUAUUAAUGGAAUACAUACCUUUUAUGAUAAAUUAAUAACUCCUGAUAUAUAUAAUUAUAUAGAAAUAUUCAAAAAUAAAUCUAUUGUACCAAUAAGAUUUCCUUCUAAGGAUUAUUCCAAUUUUUUUACUAUAUUAGAAGAUCAAAAACUUGAAAAUUAUUAUUUAUUUUCAAAUGACAAUAGUCUUAUACAUGUAAUUUCAUCAAAUUUAAAUCAUAAAAUUUAUAGUAUUUAUUAUUAUUAUUAUAUAUACUUAAAUUCUGUAUAUCAAUUAUUAAUUCAUAAUAUAUGGAAUAGUAAAGAUUUAUUUAAAAUAGCACUUUAUAUAAGCUCUGAAUUAUCUGAAGAAUUGAAUAGAAGUGAAAUAAUGAAAAAUUUCAAUUUAAAUCAUCUAGAUGAAAAAAUUAAGCAAUUGUGGAAUAAGAUUUAUUUAAAUUUAUAUCAAAAACAAUUAGGAAAUCAAUUAAUCAAUAUUGAAAAAAUUGAAUGGAAGGAUUUAUAUUUUAAAAAGAAUAAUACAAAUAUUCAUUGGUUAAUAAAUUUUGUACUUGGAAUAAUACCACAUAAAGUAAAGACAGAAUUAUUUUUAUAUAAUAAUCAACAAAAAUAUCAAAUGUAUUUAUUUCAUAUAUUUAUAAUAUUAGAUAUUAUUUCAAAUAAAUUAUCUCAAAUAUGGUUAUAUAUGAAUCGUUAUUUACUUUAUAUAUGGUGUAGAAAAUAUACUACAGAUUUUAAUUUAUAUAUAAAUUUUGAUCACGGCUUUCUACAUGAUAAUUUUACUGAAAAUUUGUUUCAAUGGAUUCUAAAAAUAGAAAAUAAUAUACAAUAUUUUAAUUUUGUUAUAAAAUCAAUUUCUGAAUUUAUUAUAUUGAAAUUAGAUAAUGCUGAAUUAAAUAAUAUAAUACACAAUAUUAAUAAUCCUAAAGAUAAGUGGGAUAUAAUUAAUAAAAUGCUUAUUCAACAGAAUAUAUCUAAAAAUCCUUCAAAUCAAGAUAAUUUUCUUACUAUAUGUAAUAUGAUUAUUGAGAUAAUCUCAUAUAUUUUGGAAAUAUUAUCAAAUAUUGAUAUAUCUUAUAAAUUACCAAAAAGACCAAGUACAUUUAGAUCUUUUAGAUAUCAUGAUAAUUUAAAUAAUCAACCAAAUGAUGAUAUUAAAUGUAAAAAAGAAAGUCACUUACAAAGAUUAAAAGAUAAGUGGAUCCAAAGUGAUGGAGAUUCUAAAGUUAUAAAAUUAAAAAAGUCUAUUUUAAAAUUAUCAAGCUUCUUAAUUCAAGUAAAUAAAAAAAGUGAUUAUUCCUAUCUAAUAUAUAAUUUUGAAGCUUGUUAA
Messenger RNA from Cryptosporidium muris RN66, 3750 nucleotides. RefSeq lists its product as uncharacterized. The coding region runs from base 1 to 3750 and encodes 1249 amino acids. The record is from RefSeq and is a predicted model, not a curated record. The transcript has a single exon. Lineage: Eukaryota; Apicomplexa; Conoidasida; Eucoccidiorida; Cryptosporidiidae.